Molecule: messenger RNA, 2765 nt
Organism: Oreochromis niloticus (Nile tilapia)
Lineage: Eukaryota; Metazoa; Chordata; Actinopteri; Cichliformes; Cichlidae
Product: plasminogen
Exons: 19
Coding region: 68-2473 (801 amino acids)
Biological process (GO): proteolysis
Molecular function (GO): serine-type endopeptidase activity; signaling receptor binding
Source: RefSeq, a predicted model, not a curated record
UCUCCCAACAUGCUAAAAGAAGUCCAACAAUAAACUGGGAGGUAUCUGAUAGUAUUUGGGUCUCACCAUGGACCUGAACACAGCAGCUUUCCUCCUUGGAGCUUUUCUCUGCAGUGUUGGUGGUACUGAGAUAGAGGGCUACUCCAGAACUGAAGGGGCAUGGAUCCUCUCACUGAAUAAACGAAUGUAUUCAGUUAGCAAUUUGGCUGAAUGUGCUGACAAAUGUAACACUGAAACACUCUUCACAUGCAGGACUUUCAUGUAUGAUGAAAACGACAGAGAAUGCUGGACAGCAGCGGCAAACUCUAAAACAGAGAAUAUCAUGCGCAGAGGAAACACAGUUUUAUAUGAAAAAAACGAAUAUCUCUUGGAAUGCGCAAAUGGGAUAGGAACAGAUUACAGAGGAACAAAGUCCAGAACAAAAUCAGAAAAGGUCUGUCAGAGAUGGGACGCAAGCUACCCACACAGGCCAAAUUUCACGCCACAGAGCCACCCACGAGCAGAUCUGGACUCCAACUUCUGCAGAAACCCUGAUGGAGACAAAGGGGGACCCUGGUGUUACACCACUGACUCCCAGAAACGUUGGGAGCACUGCAACGUACCCAGCUGCUCUGGGGAAUGUAUGGUCUGCAAUGGUGAGGACUACAAAGGAACAAUCUCCACCACUGAAAACGGCGUCACCUGCCAACGCUGGGACUCCCAGAAAACUCACAACCAUGACUACCAUCCCAGCAGUCUUCCACAAAAGUAUCUGGAGGAGAACUACUGCAGAAAUCCAGAUGGAGAUCCCCGACCAUGGUGCUUCACCACCAGCCCAUCCAAACGGUGGGACUACUGCUCCAUACCGCGCUGCACUGCUGAACCUUCCACCAUCGUCCCAGAGGUCGACUGUGUCACCGGGGAAGGUGUAGCAUACCGAGGAACAAUUGCUGUAACCGAGUCUGGCAAAAUGUGCCAGAGCUGGUCGGCUCAGAUGCCACAUAAACACAACCAGUCCCCAGAAAACUACCCUUGCAAAGGUCUAGAUAAUAACUACUGUCGUAACCCCAACAAUGAACGGAUGCCGUGGUGCUACACAACUGACCCUGGCAAACGCUGGGAGUACUGCAACGUACCACGGUGUGGGGUUGCACGCAUACAAGAUGAUCCAGUGAUCCCCCCAAAUGAGGAAGACUGCUAUGAAGGGAACGGUGUCAGUUAUCGGGGCUUAACAUCAGAGACCAGCAGUGGGAAAAAAUGUCAGCGUUGGAGCUCCAUGACUCCUCACAGACAUAACAAAACUCCAGAGGCCUACCCAAAUGCGGACCUCAGAGGGAAUCUGUGCAGGAACCCCGAUGGGGACAAAGCUCCCUGGUGUUUCACUACAAACCCCGCAGUCCGCUGGGAGUACUGCAACGUGAAGAGAUGCUCUGUCAGACCUUCAGAAAUCAGUUCUCCUCAGCCACACAUCGCCUCCAUUGCCAUCCAGACUCCACCGGAAAAAGACUGCAAAAUUGGAAAUGGAGAAACAUACCGAGGUCCAACUUCUGUUACUGCGAACGGUGUGACAUGCCAGGCGUGGAGCGCUCAGACUCCUCACAGUCACAUGAGCUUCACCCCAGAGACUCACCCCACCAAGGGUCUGGAAGGCAAUAGCUGCAGAAACCCAGACAACGAUGUAAGUGGACCGUGGUGCUACACUACUGAUAGAGACAGGAUAUGGGAACACUGCCAGAUCCCUGACUGUGUUGAAAUGAAGUGCGGAACACCAGUAAUCAAACCAAAACGUUGUUUUAGUCGUCUUGUCGGUGGCUGUGUGUCGAAUCCUCACUCAUGGCCCUGGCAAAUCAGCCUCCGGACCAGUAUAGGAAAACAUAUCUGCGGAGGAACUCUGAUCUACCCUCAGUGGGUCCUUUCUGCUGCUCACUGCUUCGAGAGCUCCAAACGGCCUUCAGCCUACAAGGUAUUCCUGGGUAUCCACACGGAGCAAGGCAAUGAGCCAUCGAAACAAGAGAGGAGACUUGAGAAAAUAGUUAUGGGACCAAACAGAGCAGAUAUUGCUCUGCUUAAACUCGAGAGCCCUGCAAUAAUAAAUGACAACGUGCAGCCAGCUUGUCUCCCAGAAAAGGACUAUAUAGUUUCCAGUACAGCAGAGUGUUUUGUAACUGGAUGGGGUGAGACUCAAGGUACAGGAGGCGACGGCGUCCUGAAAGAAGAGGGUUUUCCUGUUAUCGAGAACAAGGUGUGUAAUCUACCAGAUUAUCUGAAUGGCAGAGUUCAAAACAACGAGAUGUGUGCUGGAUAUAUCGAGGGAGGAUCGGACAGUUGCCAGGGUGACAGCGGUGGUCCUCUGGUGUGUUAUGAGCAGAACAAGUUUCUCGUGCAGGGUGUCACAUCGUGGGGUCUGGGAUGCGCCAAUGCCAUGAAACCCGGCGUCUACGCCCGAGUGUCUAAGUUUAUGGACUGGAUAGACACAACCAUCAAAGCCAACUAAAAGCUAUCAUCUGCACUGUGGUUACUGAGGAUGUCUUAACCUGUAUAUAUUGUUCUGCUCUGGCAGUGAUUGACUUCAUGGCAUGAUGUUUUUAGGUUUUCUAUUGUAUCCUGAAGUGGAUAGACUAAAAGCAGAGCAUCUUACAGGUUUCAAAAGCAAUGAAAAUGUUUCUGUAACAGGUUAAACAUUUUUUAGAAGCCAUGCUUUACAGAAAAUGUUAGGCUAUUAGUAGGCUAUUAGUAUUAUUUGAGCAGUGAACCAUGCAUAAGCACUCAUGGAAAUAACCAGAACA